AUGUUGCGCAACGCAGCAGCGACAGCGCGCAAGGCUGUCACAGAUUUGGGGCAGUUUCCUAAGGCUGGCGACAAGCUCCAUGGCUUCACGCUCGUUCGAUCGAAACACGUCCCCGAGCUCGAAUUGACCGCGGUGCACCUUCAGCACGACAAGACAGGCGCCGACUACCUCCAUAUUGCGCGUGACGACAGCAACAAUGUCUUCUCUAUCGGCUUCAAAACUAAUCCCCCAGAUGACACUGGCAUCCCCCAUAUCCUCGAGCACACAACCCUUUGCGGUAGUGAAAAAUAUCCGAUUCGCGAUCCUUUCUUCAAGAUGUUGCCGAGGACUCUUUCCAACUUCAUGAACGCGUUUACCGCAUCGGAUCAUACGUUCUAUCCCUUCGCCACGACCAACGCCCAGGACUUCAAGAACCUCAUGUCCGUCUACCUCGAUUCGACGCUCAAGCCUCUCCUGAAAGAGUCGGACUUUACGCAAGAAGGUUGGCGAAUCGGGCCCGAGAAUCCGCUGGCCGAGGAUCCAGAAAGCAAGAAGCUCGUCUUCAAGGGGGUGGUCUACAAUGAGAUGAAGGGCCAGAUGUCCGACGCCGGCUAUCUCUACUACAUCAGAUUUCAAGAUCACAUCUUUCCGGCCAUCAACAACUCGGGUGGCGACCCUCAAAAGAUCACCGACCUGACCUACGAGCAACUGAGGAAUUUCCAUGCCGAGCAUUACCAUCCCAGCAACGCAAAGGUCUUCACAUAUGGAGAUAUGCCGCUCGCCGAUCACUUGAAGGAGGUCGACGCUCGUCUUCAAGCCUUUGAGAAGAUCAGGGCUGAUCGCAACAUCCACGAACCCGCAACGCUAGAUGGCCCUCGGGAGGUCACCCAGUAUGGACCCUUGGACCCCCUGGUUGCCUCGGACCGACAAUACAAAACCUCUGUAUCCUGGGUGACUGGAGACACCACGGAUGUCUUGGAGUCCUUCUCUAUCGCGCUCCUGUCGACGCUAUUGAUGGACGGUUACGGCUCACCCUUGUACCGAGGGCUUGUAGAGACUGGUAUGGGAGCCGACUGGAGCCCAAACGCAGGCUACGAUAGCGGGGCCAAGCGUGGAAUUUUCUCGAUUGGACUCACUGGCGUUCAAGAAGCUGAUGUGCCGAAGCUAAGGGGACGUAUCCAGGAGAUCUUGCGCGAUGCUCGAGACAAGGGUUUCGACAGGACCAAGAUUGACGGUUCCUUGCAUCAGCUUGAGCUUGGCCUCAAGCACAAGACGGCCAACUUUGGCUUCUCUAUGCUCAAUCGGCUCAAGCCCAAGUGGUUCAACGGCGUCGAUCCCUUUGAUUCGCUGGCAUGGAACGACACAUUGACCCGCUUCCAGCAGAAGUUGGACCAGGGUGGUUAUCUCGAAGGCUUGAUCGACAAGUAUCUCCUGAACGACAACACUUUGACAUUCACCAUGGCUCCCUCUACCACAUUCGGCGAGGAGUUGGUCAAGGAGGAGCAACAGCGCUUGUCGUCCGUGAUCAAGGCAGCCGAGGAGAAGGCUGGCAGUGCCGAAAAAGCCCGCGAAAUCUUCGAGAAACAAGAGCAAGACCUUCUGGUUGAGCAGAACAAGACCAACACUGAGGAUCUCAGCUGUCUGCCCACUGUCUACGUCAAGGAUAUCCCCCGAGCCAAGGAUUCUGUGGUUGUCCGCGACGAGAAAGUGGGCAAUAUUCCUGUGCAAUGGCACGAAGCCCCAACAAAUGGCCUCACUUAUUUUCGGGCCAUCAAUACCCUUGACAAUUUGCCAGACGACCUCCGGGAGCUGAUCCCCCUGUUCACAGACAGCAUCAUGCGUCUGGGAACCAAGGACAUGACCAUGGAGCAGCUUGAGGAUCUAAUCAAGCUGAAGACUGGAGGCGUUUCAGUGGGCUACCACUCCACCCCUUCCCCUACGGACUUCCAGCAGGCCAGCGAGGGCAUUAUCUUCACUGGCAUGGCUCUAGACCGCAACGUCCCCGCGAUGUAUGGCUUGCUCUCCAAGCUGGUGCUGGAGACAGAUUUUGACAGCCCUGAAGCUGCACUUCGCAUCCGUCAACUGCUGCAAGCAUCGUCAGAUGGCAUAGUGAACGACAUUGCAUCUUCAGGCCAUCGGUUCGCGAUGGGCUACGCCGAAUCUACACUGACACGCAGUGCUUGGCUACGCCAGCAAGUCGGUGGCCUUUCGCAGGUCAAGCUCACGACACAGCUAGCAAGUCGUCCCGAAACCGACUCACUGGAAGAUGUCAUCGGGAAGCUCAAGAAGAUUCAGAGCUUUGCUCUGGCGAAUGAGAACCUGCGCACGGCCCUGACCUGCGGUUCUGAGAGCGCUGCGGCCAACGCUAGCUCCUUGCAAUCCUUCGUGAGCAGUCUGCCUGCAGGAGGUGUAGCGCCCACGGUUCCAGGGCUCACCCCGUUGCCCAAGGAUAGCAAGACCUUCUUUCCCCUCCCAUACCAGGUCUACUACGGAGGCCUGUCCGUACCGACAGCAUCGUACACGUCCAAGGACACGGCGCCCCUGCAAAUUCUGUCACAGCUUCUCACACACAAGCACCUCCACCACGAGAUCCGCGAGAAGGGUGGAGCAUACGGCGGCGGAGCCUACUCCCGAGCGCUUGACGGCCUCUUUGGCUUCUACUCUUACCGCGACCCGAACCCUCAGAACACCCUGGGCAUCAUGCGCAAUGCAGGCCGUUGGGCCCGGGACCGCACGUGGUCCGACCGCGAUCUCGAGGAGGCAAAGAUCUCUGUGUUCCAGAGCGUUGAUGCGCCCAAGGCUGUCAAUCAGGAGGGCAUGGCCAAGUUCCUCUCUGGCAUCACUGAGGAAAUGCGUCAGGAGAAGAGACUGCAAUUACUCGAUGUGAGCAAGGACCAGGUGCGCGACGUGGCCCAGAGAUACCUUGUCGACGCCGUGGAGAAGGGCAACGAGAGGUCAGCUUUCUUGGGCGAGAAGGCUUCCUGGGUUGACAGAUCGUGGGCUGUGAAGGACAUGAACAUCAAGACGGGCGAAUGA
Messenger RNA from Emericellopsis cladophorae, 3015 nucleotides. Its product is annotated as mitochondrial presequence protease. Gene Ontology annotation, biological process: protein processing. NCBI's taxonomy places the organism in Eukaryota, Fungi, Ascomycota, Sordariomycetes, Hypocreales, Bionectriaceae. Gene Ontology annotation, cellular component: mitochondrial matrix. The transcript is spliced from 2 exons. The record is from RefSeq and is a predicted model, not a curated record. Gene Ontology annotation, molecular function: metal ion binding. Bases 1 to 3015 code for a protein of 1004 amino acids.